Molecule: messenger RNA, 1473 nt
Organism: Triplophysa rosa
Lineage: Eukaryota; Metazoa; Chordata; Actinopteri; Cypriniformes; Nemacheilidae
Gene: rabac1
Product: Rab acceptor 1 (prenylated)
Exons: 6
Coding region: 125-697 (190 amino acids)
Cellular component (GO): Golgi apparatus
Source: RefSeq, a predicted model, not a curated record
CGGAUGCCAGCUGCCGUAAAACACCAAAGAAGAAGCAGUCAAUAGCCACAGUGUUGACUAACCACAUCAUAUCCGCUGCCAGACACAACACGAAACACAGCAACACAAACUACUGCACAUUGCAAUGGAUGGAAAAGUAAGCGACCCGUUUAGCAGUGAGGCCGAGCAGCUUCCAGGGGCAGGAAUAAUGGGCAAGCUGUGGCUGCCCAGAGGUCUGUCUGGGAAUGUGAUGAAGGAUUGGAUAGAUCGUAGGCGGAAAGCCAUCCGUCCUUGGGCAACCUUUGUAGACCAGCGCAAGUUUUCCAAACCCCGGAACUUUGGAGAGAUGUGCCAACGUGUGGUGAAAAACAUGGACACCUUUUACAGCAACUACACCUUCAUCUUUCUGGGACUCAUCCUGUACUGCAUCAUCAGUUCACCUAUGCUGUUAAUUGCCUUGGGAGUGUUUGCUGGUGCUUUCUAUAUAAUCCACUUGAAAACCCUUGAAAAGAAGCUUGUGGUUUUCGGUCGUGAGUUGACUCAGGGACAUCAGCUAGGGUUGGCAGGAGGUGUUUCCUUCCCCGUGUUCUGGCUUGCAGGUGCCGGAGCAGCUGUAUUCUGGAUACUAGGUGCUACAAUAGCCGUUAUUGGGUCUCAUGCAGCAUUUCGUGAGCUGGAGUCGUCUGACUUGGAGGAGCUUCUCAUGGAGCCUGUAUAAAUAUACACCUCUCACCUAUGACCUUUCAGCUUAUUACCCUAUAAUGUCCUGCCUUGUUUGUAUUGCCACAUAUUGGUUGUGGUACUUUGAAUUAUGCAUCAAUGAAUUAAACAAUAUCAAUUUACUCGCAGACAGACCGGCUGAGAAAUCCAGACAGACUGUUAAAUGCCUUUACUGGUACCAGUUGGAUAGCAUUUGCAUUGUUACAAAUUGAAAUGUGAAUUACUUUCUCAAAACACAUACCUGAGCGUUAAGCUUGAAUAAAAAUCCUUUAUCAUUGCAGUAGUUAUGAUAAAGUACUUAUUUUAUCAUUUAGUAAUUUUGAAAUUAUUUUACAAUGUGGCAAUUUUAUUACAAUUCUCGAAUGUCUGGAAUAGAUUUGCAGAGGCAAAAAUGGGCUAUGCUAGCAAAAAAAAACCCUAGAUAUAAUUUGUUCUCCUCUUCUGCUCUCAUUUUACAUAGAGGGUACGGGUCAUUGCAUAAUAGUUUUUUAGUAAUAUUUCAUUCAUUUGUUCUGUUUUCUUACAUGGCCUUGUUACAUCAGCAUGAUUUAAUGUCAGCAUAUGUCAGUGACAGCAAAGAUCGCUUUUUAUACAGUGUAUUACUGCUAUUCUGUGUAAUCAGUUCAUCAUAAUGCCAAUAUUUACAACGGAAGGAUUUGUUUGAUCUGUGUUGUCUUAUUUUGUAAACAUUUGUUUCAUGCAUCUUUUGUUAUACAACAUGCUUCUUUUGUAUCAAGGAAUGAAAGUGCAAUAAAAUGCUCAGCCUGGAACAUA